This is a messenger RNA of Pristis pectinata (smalltooth sawfish), 2906 nucleotides long. It is a transcript of the gene hacd2, whose product is annotated as 3-hydroxyacyl-CoA dehydratase 2. Gene Ontology annotation, biological process: very long-chain fatty acid biosynthetic process; fatty acid elongation; sphingolipid biosynthetic process. Gene Ontology annotation, molecular function: 3-hydroxyacyl-CoA dehydratase activity. Lineage: Eukaryota; Metazoa; Chordata; Chondrichthyes; Rhinopristiformes; Pristidae. The coding region runs from base 66 to 806 and encodes 246 amino acids. Gene Ontology annotation, cellular component: endoplasmic reticulum membrane. The transcript has 7 exons. The record is from RefSeq and is a predicted model, not a curated record.
GGGUUGAGCGCGACCUGGCGGGCGGGAGGAGUCAGCUCCUCGGGAGGCGCGGCGCCUGAAUCACCAUGGCGGCGGCAGGAGGGAGCGGGCCGGAGCAGAAACGUGGGAUCAGUGAUGGAGCGAACAGGCGAAGGAAGGGGUCCGGGACCCAUUGCCACGCCUACAUGGUCAUUUAUAACGUGGUGAUGACGGCCGGGUGGCUAGUCAUUGCAGUUGGUCUGAUUCGAGCUGGGCUGGCCCGGGGCACCUACCAUGGUCUCUACUAUUCCAUCGAGAAACCGCUGAAGUUCUUCCAAACAGGAGCAUUGCUGGAGAUCCUUCAUUGUGCUGUGGGAAUUGUUCCAUCCUCUGUGGUCCUGACUGGAUUCCAGGUGAUGUCGCGUGUAUUCUUGACCUGGGCAGUUACACACAGUGUGAAACAGGUGCAGAGCGAGGACAGUGUGCUCCUGUUCAUUGCUGCCUGGACACUGACUGAGAUUGUGCGAUAUUCCUUUUACACUUUCAGCCUGCUGAACCAUCUGCCCUACCCCAUCAAGUGGGCCAGGUACUCACUGUUUAUUGCUCUGUAUCCAAUGGGAGUCACAGGGGAGUUGCUGACCAUAUACGCUGCUCUGCCUCACGUUCGAAGGACUGGCUUGUAUUCUGUGACCCUUCCAAACAAGUACAAUGUCUCCUUUGACUACUACACAGUCCUGAUCAUGGUCAUGAUUUCCUACAUUCCAAUUUUUCCCCAGCUCUAUUUCCACAUGCUUCGCCAGAGGAGGAGAGUCCUGAGCACUGCAGAACCGAGCAAGAAGAGCGAAUAGCCACACUGCCACCUUCUAGGGAAAUGGGCGUUGGUAGAAGGGCUUCCACCCCAAAUCAAGCUGAUUUCUGUUCCAUUCGAUUGUUGUCAGUGUCUGAUGAACUCGGCACACGCUGUUUCCAUUGGGCCACUUUGUGACAGAUGAUUGACAUAAAGAUGCUGUGCUAAUUGCACUAGUAGCAUGAAUUUUGAUUGUACUCCCGACGUGUUGGGUGGGGAUAAUGACAGACUUUCUAGCUGCUUAUAAUCACUGUCAUAAAGUGUCCUGGGGAGUGAUGUCUAUCAAGGUUCGAGUUCCAUGUCACGCUCUUCAGUAGCAUUUCUUCCCAAUUAUAUUGCAUGGGAUAGCAGAUUCCCUUGAUUCCUGGAGCCAAAAGGGCAGUGAAUCUCACUCCUGGCCUUUUGCUGUAAAUGAAAAUCUUGCAGCAGGUAAUGAGACCUGUUAUAUGUCUGUGCAUUGAAGAGGUCAGAUCCUUGCUGCUGAUGGGUGCUGUUGAGGAACAGGCAGUGGAUGUUCAUUGUCGCUUGCUCCAGUACACAGCCCCUCGUGACAGCAGUCCCAGGAAUGGGACUAAGGUGAGGGAGAUAUCCUUGAAGUGAUCACAAUGGCAGCCUGGCAGAGCUUACUUUAAUAGCUUUGCACUGUUGAAUAGCUAAGUUAGCAGUUCCACACAACCAUGCUGCUUGUUGACCCAAGCCUGGUUGAGUUGCCAGUUCAAGUUGGAUGCAGACACAAGACUACAGAUGCUGGAAUCUGGAGCAAGAAACAAUCUGCUGGAAGAUCUCAGCAGGUCGAGCAGCAUCUGUGGGAGGAAAGAAAUUGUCAACAUUUCAGGUGGAUUUCGACCCGAAACAUCGACAGUUCCUUUCCUCCCACUCAUGCUGCUCGACCCGCUGAGUUCUUGCAGCAGAUUGUUUGUUGCUCCAGGUUGGAUGCACUCCUGGAGUCGUCACGUGACCUCCCCCUUCCUGCUCCCUCGCCCCAGUGUUUGAUCAUCCAAUACACUGUAUGUGGUGGUACAACAUCUUCCUCCACCAAUCAGAAAGCAUCUAGGCCCGUUAUUCCCCAAUGGAUAUUCUUGACCACCGAGCUAGUGCUCGGUGAAAAUUUAAGAAGUUUCAAAACCCCUGUUAGUCUUCUCAAUCAUCUUGCUCGCAUCAUUUUUUUAAUUCCAAGGGAUUUCAGAGCAAACCCGAUAGGUUGGAAACCCUAGGUUGCUGAUAACAUUGGUAUCACUGGCCAUAGUUUGCAUUGACAAUGGAGCCAUAUUCGGAUUCUCCACUGUAACCUCUUUGUUUUCUGUCCCCUUCUGCCUUUUCCCAUUUCCCAGCAACAACUAUAUGUUGAAAGUAUGAUCCCUGCUUACCCUUCCUAUUUUGAGAUCAGAGUUGAAGAUACACAGCAAAAUACUGCUCGUUCAGAGGAACCUGACUUGGUGGAAGUUUUUUUCCAGCAAUUUUGACCAACCCAAACCUUAAAUGCUCAGUUUACAUUCAGACUGCACUGAUAAUUCCUCCUCAGUUUUUUUUAAAGGACCUCAUGGGCUCUAAUCUGUUAACAAACUUUUUAACUAAAGGUGUAAGAGCAAGGCUGGUUCAGUCAAUGCUGCACAGACUCUCAGUUCUUUUGUAUAUUAGGAAUUGCUUUUUAUAAUUAAGGAUAUUUAAACUCCUAAGCGUUCCAGAAUUUGCACUUUUUUGCAUGGGAGCAUUUGUAAUGAAAUUUUUUGCAAGUAUAUCUUGGUAGCUGUAUGGGGCAGGGGUUGGGGAGUAAAUAACUGGUUCAUGUGAUUCUACUGAUAGUUGUUCACCUAUUUGUUAAUCCUUUAGGAAAUGAGCAUGAUUUUCAUUGAUACGCAUUGUGUCUCCUUAAAGUACGGUCCCUUUUGAAAGUGCAUGUUUUAUAGUACAGUCGCCAAGAACUGCAGAUGAAAGUCCACCAGGAGCAGGACAUCUUUGCUUUAACUUAUUUUAUCUGUCUUGUUGACGAAAUUGUAGACUAGAUCCUGAGUUUGAAGGAAUUACUCUUGCAUGGUAACUCAGGCACAGACCAGGUCAAAGGUGCUCCAGUCCGUGUUAAUAAACUCUCGUGAAAUAGCAA